UGCUGCUGCUGCUGCUUUUGCUUUUGGGGCUGAGUUUAAUAAGCGAGCGAGCGAGCGAGCGAGCAAGCGAACGCGGGGGGAAAAAGGCAGAGAAUGUCCGCCAUCUACCCUCCGCUCCUGGGCGCGCUCUCAUUCAUAGCAGCCUCUUCAUGAAUUACAGCUGAGGGGGGCGGGGGAGGGGGGUACCACACAACACCCCAGCAAACCUCCGGGCCCCCAGGCAUGGCUAGCUCGUGUGCCGUGCAGGUGAAGCUGGAGCUGGGGCACCGCGCCCAGGUGAGGAAAAAACCCACCGUGGAGGGCUUCACCCACGACUGGAUGGUGUUCGUGCGCGGCCCGGAGCACAGUAACAUACAGCACUUUGUGGAGAAAGUCGUCUUCCACUUGCACGAAAGCUUUCCUAGGCCAAAAAGAGUGUGCAAAGAUCCACCUUACAAAGUAGAAGAAUCUGGGUAUGCUGGUUUCAUUUUGCCAAUUGAGGUUUAUUUUAAAAACAAGGAAGAACCUAAGAAAGUCCGCUUUGAUUAUGACUUAUUCCUGCAUCUUGAAGGCCAUCCACCAGUGAAUCACCUCCGCUGUGAAAAGCUAACUUUCAACAACCCCACAGAGGAGUUUAGAAGAAAGUUGCUGAAGGCAGGAGGGGACCCUAACAGGAGCAUCCACACCAGCAGCAGCAGCUGCAGCAGCAGCAGCAGCAGCAGCAGCAGUAGCAGCAGCAGCAGCAGCAGCAGCAGUAGCAGCUGCAGCAGCAGCAGUAGCAGCUGCAGCAGCAGCUGCAGCAGCAGCACCAGUUUUUCAAAGCCUCACAAAUUAAUGAAGGAGCACAAGGAAAAACCUUCUAAAGACUCCAGAGAACAUAAAAGUGCCUUCAAAGAACCUUCCAGGGAUCACAACAAAUCUUCCAAAGAAUCCUCUAAGAAACCCAAAGAAAACAAACCACUGAAAGAAGAGAAGAUCGUUCCGAAGAUGGCCUUCAAGGAACCGAAACCCAUGUCAAAAGAGCCCAAACCAGACAGUAACUUACUCACCGUCACCAGUGGGCAGCAAGACAAGAAGGCUCCCAGUAAAAGGCCCCCCGCUUCAGAUUCCGAAGAACUCUCAGCCAAAAAGAGGAAGAAGAGUAGCUCAGAGGCUUUAUUUAAGAGUUUCUCCAGUGCGCCCCCACUGAUCCUCACGUGUUCUGCCGACAAAAAACAGGCAAAAGAUAAGUCUCAUGUCAAGAUGGGAAAGGUCAAAAUUGAAAGCGAGACCUCCGAGAAGAAGAAGUCAACUUUACCGCCGUUCGACGAUAUCGUGGAUCCCAACGAUUCCGACGCGGAGGAGAACAUGUCCUCCAAAUCUGACUCCGAACAACCCAGCCCUGCCAGCUCCAGCUCCAGCUCCAGCUCCAGCUUCACACCGUCCCAGCCCCGGCAACAAGGUCCUUUAAGGUCUAUAAUGAAAGAUCUGCAUUCUGAUGACAAUGAGGAGGAAUCAGAUGAGGCAGAGGAUAAUGACAAUGACUCCGAAAUGGAGAGACCUGUAAAUAGAGGAGGCAGCCGAAGCCGCAGAGUUAGCUUAAGUGACGGUAGCGACAGUGAAAGCAGCUCAGCUUCUUCACCCCUACAUCACGAACCCCCGCCACCUUUAUUAAAAACCAACAACAACCAGAUUCUUGAAGUGAAAAGUCCAAUAAAGCAAAGCAAAUCAGAUAAGCAAAUAAAGAAUGGUGAAUGUGACAAGGCCUACCUAGAUGAACUGGUAGAACUUCACAGAAGGUUAAUGACGCUGAGGGAGAGACACAUUCUGCAGCAGAUCGUGAACCUUAUAGAAGAAACUGGACACUUUCAUAUCACAAACACGACAUUUGAUUUUGACCUUUGCUCGCUGGACAAAACCACAGUCCGUAAACUACAGAGUUACCUGGAAACAUCUGGAACAUCCUGAGGAUACAACAACUGGAUGCAUCAAAAACUAUUGUUUUGUUUUUUUUUUUGGUUGUGAUUUUUUUUUUGUUUGUUUAUAUGAAAACACUCAGAAUGAUGCAACCAAAAGGGAAAAAAUAAAAAUCAAACAACCUUCAGCUUUAUUUUUCUUUAAAGCCAGUCAUCAUCUCUUGAUAAAGGAGAGGUUAAGCAAACCAGCCUCAGCGGACCACUCUUCUCUCCAAGGAAAUCCCCGGGAAGAGUUAGCCUGGAUAGCCUUGAAAACAAAUCAAACACAACACAAGAAAACUUAAAGAAUGUGUAUGGUAUCAUGUAUCUCUCUGUCUGUGGUGGUUCAUUCC
Molecule: messenger RNA, 2266 nt
Organism: Neomonachus schauinslandi (Hawaiian monk seal)
Lineage: Eukaryota; Metazoa; Chordata; Mammalia; Carnivora; Phocidae
Gene: MLLT3
Product: MLLT3 super elongation complex subunit
Exons: 11
Coding region: 223-1926 (567 amino acids)
Biological process (GO): regulation of DNA-templated transcription
Cellular component (GO): super elongation complex
Source: RefSeq, a predicted model, not a curated record